AUGUCGCAACAAUGGGAUUCUGCUCUCGAACAAGCCCAGGCCAGUGAAGAAGUGGUCCAGUCUACUGGAGAGCAAGAGAAACAACCGCAAACAACAGGGGCGCCCGAUCCUAGAGCAGAUAAUACCAACACCAAAUCAUCCAACAACGAUGGAGAUGACGGCGACGACACAAAUGACCACAAGGAUGAUCCAGGUCAAAAUCCUUUAUAUGAACUGCUUUUGAAUGCAGAACAUGACGAUGACGCCAUGGACAAGCUGAAAAGCAACUGGGACCAGUUGAGGAAGAUGGUCAACACUCCUUGCCCAAGUGCCGAAAACAAGACCGCUCUCCACCUUGCAGCAGAAAAUGGUUUUGGAAAAGUGGUCGAGAAAUUGCUUGGAGGAGGCGCUGGCAUUUCCGUGAGCGACGAUGACGGAUGGAAACCGCUGCAUUUCGCAUGCUUGAAGGGACGCAAAGAAGUGGUUGAGACGUUACUGCGCUCUGGAGCCGACCCCAAAGCCACGAGCAAAGACGGGAGAAGUCCUCUUGAUAUGGCUAGCAUGUACGGCAAGGUAGAGGUAGCUGGGACCCUGCUCGAAAAAGAUCCCAGCCUUCUCAAUCAAAGGUCAACAGCCCUCGGCUGGCCCCCCCUGCACUGGGCCACUUGGCGGGACAGUACAAAGAUGGUCACUUUCCUUCUCGGAAAGGGGGCAGAUAUUGAUGCGAAGGACGACGAUGGCUGGACGCCGUUGAUGGUGGCGGUGAAAUCCAGAAAUGAGAAGAUGAUGGAUACAUUGAUCGAGCACAUCCAAGGAUUGAAAGAGCCAAACACAUCCCAUCACCUUGACGUCUGCGACGAGGAACAGAAAACGCCGCUCAUGGUCGCGUGUGAGGAUUGCUUCGAGAAGGGCGUCAAGGCCCUAUGCAAAGCCGAUGCCAGUGGCGAUGCCCAAGACUGUGCUGGACGGACAGCCCUGCACUACGCUGUCGAGUCCGGUCAGCUCGUUAUUAUCGAAACUCUCACCAAUUAUACGGAUCCCAAAGUUCUUCUGAUGGCAGACCACAAUGGAGCGUCUGCAUUUGAUGACCUCGAACUCGACUUGAGAGCCGGCGAACAAGGUCCGCUUGGCGCUUUUGCGAGCCUCUUACUCGACCGUCUUAUCAAGGAGAAGAUGCAGAGGGAAGCUCUAGGAUGGGCUGCACAAAACACCAAACGACACAAGAUAUUUCAAAUGCUAGUGACAAGCCUGGUGCCGGAGAAUGUCUUUGACCAGGCCAGCGCCGAGAGACCGAGCGCAUUUGAGUGGGCAGUUCGCUCACGGCUGCCCUGGGCACUCGGGUUGCUCGUCGACAACUUCCCCGCGACAGAGGGCCUUGGUCCUAUCACAAAAGCUGAAAGGCUCGCAAAGGAAUUACGAGAGACCAAGCCAAAGAAGACGGAGGGCAAGAAGUCCACACCCAAGAAUCGCGGUGUUGAAUCUCAUAAGAGCAAGCCAGACCAUGAUAACCCGAUCCUACACGACAUGCAAAACUACCUCAACGACUUUACCCUAGCAGAGACCCACAGGCGAAGUUUGUUCAAACCGCCAAAGCCGCGAGACGGAGUGGAUGACGUUCUACCCAAAUUUCAGGCUACCAUCACCCAGUUCUUUACACGCCGAACUGGAGGCCAGCAGGGUAGAAUCAGAUGGAUCAAGCACUCGCGGUCGGUACAGGAAGUGAUUUACGGCCAAGGCCCAACAAGAAUUGCUCGGGACACAAUGAAUAGAUGGUUUAGCCAUCCCUGGGCCGAGUCCAAGGGCUCUUCUGCUCAACAGGACGAUGAGACACGGCUCAAAUGGGUUCACCUGCCAGUGACUAAUAUUGUUUGGAUGGAGGAUCUUGUGAAAAGGGUCUUGAAAGGGGCUAAAUGUUCUCCUGAAGAGACUCAGAGCCUUGCCUCAUUCUUCCGCAGCAGCUGGGUUCAAGUUCCCGAUGGGACAUCUGCUUCACGAUUCAUGAGGCCUUUAUACGUAGCCAAGCGGGGCGACGAACAUGACACCGAGCCAACCAAGGAAAGCCAUGGACCGAGACCACUCAGGGCCUCGGCGGCCUAUUUUCCGUAUCUUUCCUUCUCCAAGAACGUUGUCGUCAAGGACUCGGACGAAUCGAGGCAGAGAGAGGCUUCAUACAAGGAGCUUCUGGAGGUCUACAAAGAAGAUGCUCUCCAUCAAUCUGCUACUCUAGAUGAGGCAUAUUAUCAUUUUGCGUCAGACUCAGCCUCUAAAGAAGAACAAGAUGUCCGCAACAAGACACAGGUUGUCACGGAAUACUUGAGGGGGGGAGAAGGAGAAUCUCUCAACGCCUGGACUCUCAUACGAGUCAAGCAACUUUGGAUUUGGACCAUCCUGGAUGAAUGGAUUAUCACUGCCACACCGCAUCCCAUCGAUGGAACCCAAGAGGAUGACUUGCCAAAGGACUUUUUGAAUCAUCCUUCGACACAGGAGAGGGUCGGAGAGGCAUCACCUCAGUUGACCUUGGCAGCUCACAUAGCCACCCUCAUUGCCAACUAUUGUGUGGAUGCGUACGAGAGGAAGCGAGUCAGUCCCGAGGGGGGCAUUGCGCAGCACAACGACAGCUCAAGUUCCAGGAGCCAGGACGUGAGAAAAGAGCGUUCCACUCGUUCCAUUCGCCAGAUUUUCUCCGACUCUGUCAAUCUCAUUGCCAGAAAAGAGAAGAAAUUGUUCGAAAACUUUCACAAAUUGUGCGGUCGCGGCAAGCCUGAAACAACACCCUCUCAUAAUGACCGGACGAGAUACGCGAUAACGGGAAAGAUUCAUCAACCGAGGAAAGACGCACCUGAUGAAGCAACUGAUGAAGCAAAGUCACUGACAACAGAUGACGCUGACGAUCUGGAAACGGUUCUCACAAACGCCUCAGAGUUGGCUUGUUCUGUCAAAGACAUCCGCGAUGAACUCAACAUUCUACGGAGCAUUGUUAAUUUUCAGCUGACAGUUCAAGAGGACAUGGCUGGCAACCCUGAAAGUUCUACUGGCAUCACAGCACACUACUUCUGGAAAGACAUUGAGGAGUUGGAAAAUGUCGCCAGGCGAGUACAGGAGAGCGUAAAUACGACUCUGAACCUGGUUGAGACCGAAACGGCGAACGAACAGUCUCGACAAGCUGCGAGACAAGGAAGGACCAUGUUGGUCUUUACCGUCGUCACCAUUCUGUUCCUACCACUUUCCUUCCUUUCAUCGCUUUUCGCAUUGGAUGUCACAUCCUUUCAACAGGCCCCCAACUGGGCCCUCAUCGUCAUUUUUCUUGCUUCCUUCACAUUUUUCAUUCCCGUGGCCUCUAUUGCCCUGUUUUCAGAGAGUGUUGCCAGGCGAUGGCACAAGUGCUGGGACUACUGGAACGAGCACGUAAAGCCACGGAAGAUCAAGACAAACGAAUGUAGUGUUUGA
Molecule: messenger RNA, 3426 nt
Organism: Fusarium keratoplasticum
Lineage: Eukaryota; Fungi; Ascomycota; Sordariomycetes; Hypocreales; Nectriaceae
Exons: 10
Coding region: 1-3426 (1141 amino acids)
Biological process (GO): transmembrane transport; innate immune response; metal ion transport
Cellular component (GO): membrane; cytoplasm
Molecular function (GO): protein binding; metal ion transmembrane transporter activity
Source: RefSeq, a predicted model, not a curated record